Messenger RNA from Benincasa hispida (wax gourd), 1422 nucleotides. Its product is annotated as WUSCHEL-related homeobox 9-like. Gene Ontology annotation, biological process: regulation of developmental process. The record is from RefSeq and is a predicted model, not a curated record. Gene Ontology annotation, molecular function: DNA-binding transcription factor activity; DNA binding. Lineage: Eukaryota; Viridiplantae; Streptophyta; Magnoliopsida; Cucurbitales; Cucurbitaceae.
GGUAUUGAGAGUGAGAGUCAAAUAUCAUCAUAUCAUAGGCAAACAAAAAGGCAUUUCAUGGCUUCAUCAAACAGACAUUGGCCUAGCAUGUUCAAGUCCAAACCUUGCAAUUCUCACCACCAAUGGCAACAUGAUAUCAAUACUAAUCUUUCUUCUUCCACUGCCACUACCUGCCUCAGAUCUGCCCCUUACACUACAGUUGGUGGGUGUGAAGAGAGAAGUCCAGAGCCAAAACCAAGAUGGAAUCCAAAACCUGAACAAAUUAGGAUUCUUGAAGCAAUUUUCAAUUCUGGGAUGGUGAAUCCACCUAGAGAUGAAAUUAGAAAAAUUAGAGCUCAAUUGCAAGAAUAUGGACAAGUUGGUGAUGCCAAUGUUUUUUAUUGGUUCCAAAACAGAAAAUCCAGAAGCAAAAACAAACUCCGCCAUAUCCAAAACUCUAAAUCCAAUCAUAAUUCCCAAACCGCCACAGCCACAACCACCGCCAUCGUCUCCAUCGCCGCGACCACCACCACCACUUGUUCUUCCUCUUCUUCCUCUGACAAAUCUUCUCCCAAAAAACCUCCCAUUAGGACUCCCACCUCCAACAAUUCGGUGACUCAGAACUACCUUCAACAACCCACCAACGACGUCUUGCCUGAACCCUUUUUCUUCCCGGUGUCGCAGACCGGGAGUGGCGGUGGCAGCGGAAGCUGUAAUUUGAGUCAAGGGUUUUGCUUCUCAGAGCUGUGCAGUGUAGUUCAGCAAGUUCCUGAACAUGGAGUUGGGCCUUGCACAAGCCUGUUGUUGAGUGAAAUUAUGAGCCCACAAACUGAGGACUUAAAGAAAGAUUUGGAUCAAGACAAGAUUAAUAUGGUGAAGUUAGAGCCCCAGUUUAUGAAUUUUCAUCCUUGUUUGACUUCCUCUACUACUGAUCACACUCUUCCUCAAACCACUAUUUCCACCCCUCUCACCACUCUUCCAUCUCCUACCAAUGCAAUUCCUCAAGGUGUAGGUGAAGUUUGUGGAGUAGGUCAAAGCUGUGUAGGGAAAUCAACGGUGUUCAUCAAUGGUGUGGCGUUCGAGGUGGCUUCUGGACCGUUCAAUGUACGAGAGGCUUUUGGUAAUGAAGCCGUUUUGAUUCACUCAAAUGGUCAGCCUGUUCUCACCAAUGACUGGGGUCUCACUCUCCAUUCACUCCAACAUGGUUCUUACUAUUAUCUGAUAUAGAAGAGUGGAAUGUGGAGGGAACUACUAGGGAAUAAUGAAGCUGCAUGUGUUUCCUGUGCCUCUGAUCUAUCUCUAUCUUUGAGUAGCUAGGGUUCAGAUUUUACUGUUUGUGACAAAGCUCAAUGUAUGAGAGGACAGAAUUGAUGAACAAGAUAAAUCCUUGAGGCAAUGUAAUUUGUAUCUUUUUUUUUUUUUUUCAAUGGACUUUUUAUUUCC